UUUUGGUCUUGGUCUCCUCCUUCUGUUGUCCUCAACAGCAUAUGCAAAAGGCUGCAGCAACGCCUCCGUCCACAUUUUCAUAAUCAGCGACUAGUUGCAUCCUGCUCUUCAGAUGCUGGGAGACAAGGCUCACGGUGUGACUUUGAAGGUUAUGGAAUACACGUAUGAUGACGAUCUGGAAGAGUUGUGUCCUGUGUGUGGCGACAAGGUGUCCGGGUAUCACUACGGGCUGCUCACCUGUGAAAGCUGCAAGGGCUUCUUCAAAAGGACAGUGCAGAACAACAAGCGGUACACUUGUGCUGAAAAUCAGGAGUGUAAAAUUGACAAGACUCAGAGGAAGAGAUGUCCUUUCUGCCGCUUUCAAAAAUGUCUCAGCGUCGGGAUGAGACUAGAAGCGGUGCGUGCGGACCGCAUGCGUGGGGGGAGGAAUAAAUUCGGGCCCAUGUACAAGAGGGACAGGGCCUUGAAGCAGCAAAAGAAGGCUUUGAUACGAUCCAACGGCUUCAAAUUGGAGAGCGCAGCCCCUCCGUCAGUCUCUCCUCUCCACGCUGACUACGGCUUCAGCGGCCCCCUGACCGGCGUGCCCGUCAUCCCCAAAAGCAUCCUCCCCUCCAUCACCCCCACAGACUAUGAGGCAAACCUGUAUGCGCCCCCGUCCCUGGGUAUGCAGUCCCACGCCCCCCUUAGCGGCCAGUACCAGUACACCAGCUUCCCCGGCAGGGUCAUCAAAGCAGAGUGCCCCGACUACACCAGCUCGCCCGAAUCUCUAACUGGAUACGCCUACCCAGAAAUGUACCCCUCGGCCUCACCGCAGGCCCCCAGCCUGCCGCCGCUCGUGCUGGAAAUGCUGCGCUGCGAUCCGGACGAGCUGCUGGUCCAGAACAAGAUCGUCACUCAUCUGCAGCAGGAGCAGAGCAGCCGGGGCCGGCUGGAGAAACCCAGCGCCUUCAGCCUCAUGUGUCGCAUGGCAGACCAGACCCUCUUCUCCAUAGUGGAGUGGGCUCGCAGCUGCAUCUUCUUUAAGGAGCUCAGGGUGGGAGAUCAAAUGAAGCUGCUGCACAACUGCUGGUCUGAACUUUUGGUCCUGGAUCACAUUUUCAGACAAGUGCAACAUGGAAAGGGAGACAGUAUCCUGCUGGUGACUGGCCAGGAGAUCGAGCUGUCUUCUGUUCUGUCUCAAGGUGAGGCAACUUUGUCAAGUUUGGUCCAAAGAGGACAGGACCUUGCUGUAAGGUUGAGGGUCCUGCAGGUGGACCGCAGGGAGAUUGCCUGUCUGAAAUUCCUGCUCCUAUUCAACCCCAAUGUGAAGCUGUUGGAGAACCAGGCAUUUGUGGAGGGUGUCCAGGAGCAGGUGAAUGGAGCUCUGCUGGAGUAUACCCUGACCACCUACCCUCAGUUCCAGGAGAAGUUCAGCCAACUGGUGGUGCGACUACCUGAGCUACGCUCCCUCAGCACGCAGGCUGAGGACUACUUGUGCUACAUGCAUCUUAGUGGAGAGGUGCCCUGCAACAACCUGCUGAUUGAGAUGCUCCAUGCCAAGCGAGCAUGUGUGUGAGGGAUGCAGCAGGACAUGUUUCACCAUGUUGUGUGUCUUGUUGAGACUGUGUGCGAUCAGGAAGUCAGUAAUGAAUGUGGACUUCAUGCUGGCUCAUCUUUGUGAGCAUUUUUAUAGCUGGAGAGGUUCUUGUGAGUUUGAUAGAGCCCCAUCUGUGUUUCAGAUUGUUUUAAGCAUUUAAUGUAAAUGUUUGUAUAUUUAUGUGACCUCUUUAAAUUGGAUUAUAAAAAAAAUUAAUGACAUCAUCAAAUUUAGUGAGAAUGAACAAUAUCCUUUCCCCCAAACUCCAAUGGACUAAACAUUGCCAACACAAUGUGUCCACCUGCUUCCAACUCAGCAAUGACAACCACAGAUAAAAAUGUGUAAUGACAAUGACAAAGUUGUCAGAUGUUGAAAGCACUAUUUUAUUAAAGCUCAAUUGUAAAAUGUGCUUAGGAAGCUGGUGCUCUACUGUCAGAUAGAAUGGCACCAUUAGCCUGGAACCAUCUUAUGAAUGAUGGCCUGGUGAUUAACUGCACUUUUUAUGACAAAUUUUAUAACAUCUUUUAAGAAAUUGAAUGUUGGAGUAGUCAUUUUCUUUUAUUAUCAAAAUAUUGCAGAUGAGUGAUUCUGUUGUUUUUAGAUGAUGAUGAUAUUGAUAACAUUCCAGGUGAGGACAUUCUCCGUAGAAUGUGCAGUUUCAUUUUGUCAUAUUUUAUAGUCAAUAUAGUUUGGUUCUAAUCUAUUUAAAUAUUAAUAUAUUGAUAUCACAACAUAGAUCUGUUAAAGACAUACUCAUAAAAUUAAAUAAAAAGAAAAGUAGGAUAAGUCCAUCCAUUUUCCUUACUGCUUGUCCUCACUAGGGUCGCGGGCUGCUGGAGCCUAUCCCAGCUAUCUUCGGGCACGAGGCGGGGUACACCCUGAACCGGUCGCCAGCCAAUCGCAGGUCACAAAGAAACAAACAACCAUUCACACUCACAUUCACACCUACGGGCAAUUUAGAGUCUUCAAUAAACCUACCACGCAUGUUUUUGGGAUGUGGGAGGAAACCGGAGUGACCGGAGAAAACCCACCGAGGCACGGGGAGAACAUGCAAACUCCCCACAGGCGGGGCUGGGAUUUGAACCCCGGUCCCCAGAACUGUGAGGCAGAUGUGCUAACCAGUCACCCACCGUGCCGGCUAAGAUAAAGUCAGUAUCCAAAUUAAAAACAGGAGUCAUGGUAGAGAUGUCAAAUUUAUUUUUCUUUUGCUCAGAUCUUAGCAGGUAUUCAACUUGGCCAACAGACAACACGGGAAGGGAAAAGAAGCAGGUUACAAAAUUUCAAUAUUUGAUUUUGUGUACUUAUCUACAGUGUACCGAAAGAAAAAUAAACAGUUUUUGAGUCAUAUUUGCCUAUAAUUUUUUAGGAAUAGUGAAUUGUGACUCAUUUUGAAAACAUACCACGCGAUCGUAGUAGUUGCCACGCUAGUCAGUAUAGUCACAUGAGAACACUAAGUCAGCAACGUGACAAUACUAAAUUUCAUAUUUUCUGUCAGCCAUCAAGGCUGUUUUCAUCAAAAAAGGUCAGAAAUUCCUUAUUCAGUUAACAGCUCAUUAAUAAUAUUUAAUUUUUCAUUGAGGAAGUCUUACUACUGUAGUACAAAACGGUUGGCUGCUAUGGGUUUUAAUACAAAUGCUAACUUUGUCUGUUUCUAUCAGCAUACCUGUGAUGCAUUGGUAUUUACACAGAACCAGUGUAUCAUAAAAAUUGAACAUUCACCUUUUUAAAAUAAUGUCAUAUAUGUACAUUAGCACUCAUGUUAGUUGGUUGUUUGUUUUAGACAAUUCCAAUGUCCUGUUGCCUAGAUAUUUAUUGGAUUAUUAUAUGUUUGUUUGCUGCGAUAUUUUUCAAUUUAACAGCUUGCGUACUGAGCAGUUUCAAGUCAGUCUAUCAACACAUUGGAUCACAUUGGAAAUCCGAAUAAUGGGUCUAACAGAACAAUAUGUGUCUGUUCUUGGUAGUGAUGGUCCUCAAUGUGGUAUCUGUGGCACUUACUGUGUUGAAAGUAAGCUAGACUCAUUGACAUAUUGGUGACUUAUGCUAUGGCCACAUUCAGCGACAAUGACAAUGUAAACGACAUGAACUCUUGCCAAUUGUGAAACAAACACACAGAUGAACAAGUGUUUGUAACAUUACACAAAUCACUGUAGACAUUUGAAAUCUUUCCUUUAAAUAAUAGGUGUCCGAAAUGUCAAGAAUCAUAGACAAUCAUUAUGUCUGCCUUAAUGUGAAUGUCACACACAGACACACAAAGCACACACCCUUGAUGUCCCUGCUGAGGCAGGCGGGUGUUAACGUGGUAUACAUGGUGUAUAUUUAUGUUGUGAAGUGACAAAAUUAUGAUUCAUUUAAACUUUAAAGAAGUUCUCAGCUUUUCUUCUGCGUCAAUUUGCCACUGUUGUGAAACAGAUUCUCUCGAUAUUGCUUUUGUUUUUGUCCUUCAACUUUUUUUUUCAUUGUAGGUUGACAAUCUGUCCCAUUUUAAGGUGUUUUUCUUCCAAAAAGAGACAGCGACUGACCAAAGCAUUUUGUUCUGUUUCAAUUUUAUUGUAAUAGUAUCACACCAAUAAAAGUCAAUGAAACAAAGCUGCACUUGUGAGUUGGCUAUUUUUGCCACUUUCAAAAGAGCCUAUAGUAUUUACAACUAUUAGAGGAGUUAUGUGUGGUGGUUUUUUAGCCUUGUUUGAUGAUUUAUAUUACAUAACAAAUAGUAUCUCUUUAUCUGAAACAGUAAUGCUCAGCAAAAUAGAAAAAAUAUUUGAACAAUUAUUGAUAAUUAAAAUGAAACUCAUUUAACUCCUUAAAUGACAAAUCAACAAAUAAAGUAUGUCAAAAUAAAAAGUAGAAUAAUCAUGUCUAAAAAUACAAUUGAUGAAAACAUUUUAGACUGCAUGUGGACUUUAAAUCAGCUAACACAAAGACCUACCUGACCUUUAUAAACAUAUUGUGCAUCAGCUACGAAGAUACAAUAACUGUAAGGUCAGACAAGACCACCAGUGCAUACACAGAUGCUAAGUAUGUUGUAACCUUUUAACCUUAAGACAAAAUGGCUAGGACAGUGUUAGUGACUGAAUUUGGUCUACUCUUAAUAGAGUAAUAGCUAAGUCUGAAGCCAACAGAGAAUUUAAAACUCGAAUAAAAUAGAAGUCUUGGAAGAUACAGGAUACAACACACAACUCAAGUUUACAACCCCUGGGCCAUAUGUUUUUGUAAUACCAAGCCUACAGUGAAAACAGUGAAAAAGUGGACCAAUGAAGCAAAGAUGGAACUUCAAAGCUGUUUAGACUGCACAGACUGGAGUGUCUUUGAAAAUUCAGCUGGCAGCCUGGAUGAAUAUACGAACACUGUCACAUCCUAUAUCAGUUUCUGUGAAGCGAUUUGUGUACCAAAAAAGUCAUUUCGCACAUUCAACAACAAUAAACCGUGGUUCACUGCCAAACUGAAGCAGCUUUGCCAAGAUAAGGAGGACGCAUAUCAAAGCGGGGACAGGGCCCUGUAUAAUCGAGCUAGAAACCAGCUGACUAAAGAAAUUAACGUUGCAAAGGGGAACUAUGCAGCUUAUACAGUUUAGCGCUAACGACUCUAAAUCAGUCUGGCAUGCAUUCCAAUCGCUGACAAAUUACAAGCAACGAUCCCCCCAAGCUGAGAAGAAUAGCACACUAGCCAACGACUUGAACACCUUCUACUGCAGAUUUGUAAAGGAUAAUUUCACACCCCACUCCAGUCUUCACACAGAUCUUCAAUAGAUCUCUGGAACUGUGCGAAGUACCAUCCUGUUUCAAACGCUCCACCAUUAUUCCAGUCCCCAAGAAACCUACAAUCUCAGGCCUAAAUGACUAAGGCCUGUCGCCUUGACAUCUGUGGUCAUGAAGUCCUUUGAACCUCUCGUGCUGGACCACCUCAAGAGGGUCAAAGGUCCCCUGCUGAACCCCCUGCAGUUUGCCUACUGA
Phyllopteryx taeniolatus (common seadragon) is the source of this 5526-nucleotide messenger RNA. Its product is annotated as nuclear receptor subfamily 5 group A member 2-like. Bases 113 to 1555 code for a protein of 480 amino acids. The transcript has 7 exons. Gene Ontology annotation, cellular component: RNA polymerase II transcription regulator complex. The record is from RefSeq and is a predicted model, not a curated record. Gene Ontology annotation, biological process: hormone-mediated signaling pathway; regulation of transcription by RNA polymerase II; tissue development. Lineage: Eukaryota; Metazoa; Chordata; Actinopteri; Syngnathiformes; Syngnathidae. Gene Ontology annotation, molecular function: nuclear receptor activity; zinc ion binding; RNA polymerase II cis-regulatory region sequence-specific DNA binding.